Molecule: messenger RNA, 617 nt
Organism: Megalops cyprinoides (Indo-Pacific tarpon)
Lineage: Eukaryota; Metazoa; Chordata; Actinopteri; Elopiformes; Megalopidae
Product: cytochrome c oxidase subunit 6A, mitochondrial
Exons: 3
Coding region: 13-351 (112 amino acids)
Biological process (GO): mitochondrial electron transport, cytochrome c to oxygen
Cellular component (GO): mitochondrial inner membrane
Molecular function (GO): enzyme regulator activity
Source: RefSeq, a predicted model, not a curated record
UAAAGAGUGAAGAUGGCGGCUUUCGGACGAAUUUCUCAAGCUCUCCUGAGGUCCACUUUGACUCAGACCCGGCGUCAGCUCUCCGCCGCGGCGCAUGGCGAGGAACAUCAAGCUGCUCGCACAUGGAAGAUUCUGACCUUCGUGGUGGCUCUGCCCGGGGUGGCCGUGUGCAUGCUGAACAUGUACCUGAAGAUGCAGCACCACCAGCAUGAGCACCCCGAGUUCACCCCCUACUCCCACCUGCGUAUCCGCAACAAGCGUUUCCCUUGGGGUGAUGGGAAUAAAACCCUGUUCCACAAUUCACACGUCAACGCUCUUCCUGACGGCUACGAGGAAGAGGACGAACACUGAGCGACCAUGUCUUGCCACACGGGCAGUUGAGCAGCGCUCCUUAAGAGACCUCCCUUGAACAGGGACCAGAAUCAGCUUCCCACACUCCCCGGUUUAAGGACCAGGGCCUGGACCACACCACCUCAUGCAGUUUACUACCCUCUUAACUGUUCUGUUUACUUGAGUGUCUUGCCCAGAGACACAAUAUUCAGUUGUUACAUUGUUCUGGACCAUUGUACACAAUGUCGGUUUUAACUUAUCCUAAAUAAAAAAAAAAUAAUCACAGA